Molecule: messenger RNA, 780 nt
Organism: Aspergillus clavatus NRRL 1
Lineage: Eukaryota; Fungi; Ascomycota; Eurotiomycetes; Eurotiales; Aspergillaceae
Product: anticodon-binding domain-containing protein
Exons: 3
Coding region: 1-780 (259 amino acids)
Source: RefSeq, a predicted model, not a curated record
AUGGCAGAGAAUAAGCGCCAGAGUGCCGGAGUGAAAGUACCAUCACAAGGGUCUUCCGGUGUCGCUGCGGCAGGAAUGGCAGCUGCCAUGGUGCCGUUGGAGGUGGCCUUGAGCGGCGCAAUUGGCGCUCGCGUCCGCAUCAGUACUGCUGCUCCCACUACCUCUACGAUCGAGGGCACGCUAUUCACCGCCUGUCCGAUCACGAACCUCGUUGCCAUCAACACAGCCGACAAACAGUCCCAAGCAGGCGAUUAUCACAUCAUCCCCGUGUCGCGGAUACAGUCGUUCCAACUUCUGUCCCUUGCUCCUAACGCCACCGACUCUCCCUCCUUCUCCCACGCAGUACCUCCGCUGCAUGCGCUCGACAUCCGUGCCCUCAGAGCACGCGAGGCCAGUGCCGUCGGCAAGUUGCAGGAGGGCGAGGCGCGGCGCGGGAAGGGCGUGACGCGGGAAGCACAGGAUAUAUUCGAUGCGUUCAGUCGCACAAUGCCGGCACGGUGGGACGGGACAAACAUCAUCGUGGCGGACGCCGUCACCAUCGCGGCGCCGUACCGCGUCGAUGACUGCCGAUCGAUAGCGGCCGGUGACACGGCUGCUCUGGCCCGAGUGCGCAAAGUGCUUGAAAUGGAGCGCAAGAAGAUCGAGCUCCGCAACGCCAGCGCAACCAUCGGCACGGCUGGUGCCUUUUCACGCUCCGCGUCAGGCAAGGACACCCGCAGCUCGGCUAAUGCCACUCCCUCGCCGGGUCCAGGUGCAGCUGGACAGCGGAAAGGAGGUUGA